Messenger RNA from Camelina sativa (false flax), 1332 nucleotides. RefSeq names its product F-box/FBD/LRR-repeat protein At1g51370-like. NCBI's taxonomy places the organism in Eukaryota, Viridiplantae, Streptophyta, Magnoliopsida, Brassicales, Brassicaceae. Gene Ontology annotation, molecular function: protein binding. The record is from RefSeq and is a predicted model, not a curated record.
AUGGUGGGUAGAAAGAAGAAAACCAAAAUACGUGAAAAAGAGUCACAGGAGGAAGAUUUGAUAAGCAACUUACCCGAUCGUUGGAUAUGUGAAAUACUUCUUCGUCUUUCUACUAAGGAUGCUGUAAGAACAAGUGUUUUAUCCACCAGAUGGAGAUAUCUUUGGCAAUCGGUUCCUGGAUUGGACUUAAGCCUCUACGACUUCUUAAAAGAUUUCUCAAAUAUCGAUGCCUUUUUGAAUUUUGUUGAAAGGUUUUUUGAUAUCCACAGGGAGUCAUGGAUACGCAAACUUCGGUUAUAUUUGGGUUAUCGUCAUCAUAUAUGUGGUCUCAAGUCAUGGAUUGAUGCUGUGACUAGGCGUAAGAUUCAGCAUCUUGAUGUCAAUUAUUACUGCCGUGAUGCGAUACCCGUGAGCAUAUAUACCUGUGAGACACUAGUACACUUACGACUCAAACGGGCUGGCUUGCCUAAUGCCGAGUAUGUUUCCUUACCUUGUCUGAAGAACAUGCAUUUAGAACGUAUUAGUUUUACUAGUGAUACCACACUUGAGAAACUUAUCUCAGGCUCUCCAGUUCUGGAAGAUUUAAAACUCUUCGGAUGUUCGAAUCAUAAUGCAAUACAAGUUCGCUCUCAUACGCUAAAGAGAAUCAACCUGGAUAUGGAUGAGUCUAGUGGAUUUGUUAUCGAUGCACCUCUACUCCAGUGUCUGAGUACUAAGAUAGCCUCAACAAAAGACUUUCAGAUCAUCAGUUCAGAUUUCCCUGCCAAACUAGAUAUUGAUUUGCAACCGAUGCGCCACGGCCACUUUGUGAGGCCUCUUAAAAAAGUGGUUCGCGAUAUCCUCACCGAUAUUCGGAGGGUCAGGGAUCUAGUUAUUACUAGUGAUAUUUUGAAGGAAUUCUUUCUAUACUCUAAAUCAAGAACAGUGCGCCAGUUUCGUAACCUAUCCCGCUUGAAUGCUAGAUUUGCUAAAUGUGAUCUUGAAAUGCUGCCAGCCCUUCUUGAGAGCUGCACAAAACUAGAAUCUCUCAUAAUGGAUAUAUUCAAGUACUACUCAUCCAUACGUGAUGAGGAGAAGAGAGAACCAAAUGUGGUGUUUGGAGCAGUGCCUCGGUGUUUGGAAUCAUCGCUUAAGUUUGUCGAACUGAAACUUUCAUUCAUAAGAGAUGAAGGAGAAAUGGAGCUAGCAAGAUACUUCCUGGAGAAUUCAACAAUCCUGGAGAAACUAAGGCUCAAUGUUUGCCGUAGGGAAAAGUCAAAGUGUGACUACCUUAAUGAACUCGUUGCAAUGAAAAGAUCAUGCUCUAGCGCUUGUGAAGUCCUUGUUCUUUAG